UUCAAGAUGUUGAUAGUAUACAUACUGAUAUUCUCUGUCUUCAUAGGAAUUCUUUCCAUUUACUGGGGUACUCUCUACAGAAGAGACACAAGAUACAAGAACAUGGGCUUUCUAGUUGUAUCUGAAGACUUGCCCUUUGAAGUUGAUGGAAGCAGGUUAGAUCCGUUCUUAAACGAUGCAUUUUUGUCCAUGAUCCAAAAUAACGAGACAGUCAUAAAUUUAGCAAAAUGGGAACAAAUUACCUUGUCAGAGUUCCAGGAAUCGGCCAGAGCCCAUAAUAAUAACAUUACUGCUGAAGUGUACAGAAAAGUACACCACCAGAAGUACUGGGCUGCCGUGCACAUCAAGCCCAAUGCUUCACAGCUCAUCUAUAGAAGUUUGGCCACGGCAAAUUUCUCAUUGACAGCUUCUGGCGAGAUCACGGAGCUUAUAGAUGUAGUAUACGAAUCAGGAAGACAAUAUUCAGCAUUAAGUCAGUACGUCAGUAAGCAUAUUAGUCAGAUAGAAGACGUUUGGCUCAGUUCGUACGUUUCGCAAAUGAUUUAUGAGCCAAUAAUAAAGUCAUUGAACGAUACUCAACGUUUGGCUCUUUUGGCCAACAACAAUACCAUCAGCAUUCUAGCCUCAAAACCCGCAUUCAAUAUCAUUGACUUGCGACCAUCUCCGUCUUCAGCUGUGUUGGGACCAUCGGAAUUGGGAUUGAUCUAUGCCCUCCUCUUCUCCUUCCAUCAGUUCAAUUUCUCUCUAGAAAUUUAUAAUUACAUUCGGACCAAGUUGAAGUUCAGACAUUACUUGGUCUGGCGUUUCGUUGCUUCUCAGAUUAACUGUCUUGUGCUUGCGUUGGUUUAUUCGCUCAUUACCAUCGCUUUCCAAGUGCCUACGAACGUAGCCUUUGGACAUUCGGGGUUUGUGGUGCUCUGGAUGUUCAUGUAUUUGUACAUCUCAGCCAGUGGUGGUAUAAAUGAAAACGUCGUCACUGUUAUUUUAGCCUUUGACCAGAAGGUGUUCUUAGCGCCGUGGAUGAUCUUCAAUAUUGUCAUCAAUAUAUCGUCCACUUUCGCACCGUUUGUGCUUAUGCCUGGCUUCUACAGAUAUGGCUUUGCUUUGCCCAUGUACAACACGUAUGAGGCGUUGAAAGUCGUGUUUUUCGACACCUGGAAGGGCAACUUGGGUCGCAACUUGGGUGUUCUUGUAAUCUGGAUCGUUGUAAUGAACAUCGUCCUUGUCUUCAACGUGCAAUGGGCCAACAACAGAGCCAGGAGAAUCGCAACCGAGAAGAAGGAAGCAGAAAAGGAAAAG
Molecule: messenger RNA, 1299 nt
Organism: Scheffersomyces stipitis CBS 6054
Lineage: Eukaryota; Fungi; Ascomycota; Pichiomycetes; Serinales; Debaryomycetaceae
Gene: SNG4
Product: Sng4p
Exons: 1
Cellular component (GO): membrane
Source: RefSeq, a predicted model, not a curated record